UGAUAACAUACACAAUCAUUCUAGCCGGUAUUUUUUUAUUCCCGGGUAUUUACUAAUAUUUUCGUUGUAAAUCUUGAUUUUAGUAAAGUAUUAUUAUUUUAACCUGCAUUCUGUGUUAUAGUUACUAGUGUGGUACUGCGUCCAAAUUUCUCGACCAUGAUAACACCACCAUUGUUAUGUUGCAGUAACCAGUAUGACUGUUGAUUAAGAUUAUUUGGAUAUUUUUUGGUAAAUUAAAAAUUUUAUUUGUAAGGUGUAACAGGGAUACAGGGUACAAACGAGUCAUAAGUUAGUAAUAUUCAACUGAAAUUAGUCAAUCAUUCUUUAAUAAAACUAUACGUAAGUCUAAAUAUUAUGUAUUAUUUAUCUCAUAAUUUUUAAAACUUGUUCUUGGUAGGUAGUUAAAUCAUGACACAUUUGUAUUGUGGAACCUUGAUAACUCGAAUGAAUUCCUUAUUCCUUGCAUCUUAAUAUAGAUCUUGUAUCCCACAUUUUCUUGAUAAUUCAAAUUUCUCAAUAAGUCAAAUUUAUUUGAGUUGACUUUUGGCUUAUAACUUGAAUUAUUCUUUAUAUAUUAGUAUAUUACUGAAAAUUACUGAAAUACAUUUAAUGGUUAUUUAUAACAAUCUGUAUGUAUAUAAAUAUAACAAUUUUAAUUAACUUAUUACCAAUCUAGUCUUAAUUUAAUGCUUUAAAGGCACAUUAUAUGAAUUAAAUAGUUUGACCGAUAUUUAAUUAAUGUUUGUUUACUUGUACACUAUUAGUAAAUUUUUAUUUUGGUCGAAUUAUAAUUAAUAUUUAAUAACAAUAUUGUUGAAACAGUCAUUAUUCAGUUUACCUUGUAGUUUUGUGAUAUCAAAAUGGAAAAACACUUAAAAAUUUCAAUGCGUAUAUGUAAUGUGUAUACAUAUUUAUGAUAGUGUAAGUAAAUAAAACAAAACCAAAAGUAAAAGUCAAAGUCUGUGUAUUAUCUAAUAAAAUAUUAACUAAUAUUAAAAUUUUUGAUAAACUCAAAUUUUUUUUUAUACUUAACCAAUUUGAGUUAUCUACAUUUCAUUGUAUAAUGUUAAUUAAUGAUUGCAAUUCUGUUCAUAUAUGUUUGUUUAAAAAAAACAUCUUACUACUAAAUAGGAACUAUUCUUAUUCUUGUGGUCUUGAGGCCUUAUAUAUUUAUUAACCAACAUCAGUUCAAUUUACAUCGAAACAUAUAAUUAUAUAAUAGUGUAGAUUAUAAAUACAAUAUAUAAUUACAUAUCAUAGAUGCUAAAAUAUGUUACAAUAAUAAAAAAUGAAAGGUAAAAUACAAAUAAGUAUAUAAUAAUAAGUGCUAUUAAGUUUGAUUAAUAGAGUAAAAGAAAUCUAAAUGAUUUACAGAAUUCCCUGUAGGUAACACAAUAUUUACAGGUGUACACGACAUAUAGUUCUGAAAACAAUGUUUUAUAUAAAAUAAUUCUCUAUUACAAAUGUUAUGUUUAUUUACUUUUAGAGUAAUAUAGUUUAUAAGAAACUUUUUGCCUAUUUUAUUAUUAAGUAGUUUGAAUAAGAAAGUAUAUAAAGUUUAGUUUUUCGAUCUUUUAAUGGUAUUAAAUUUAAAAAAUUAAGAAUGGCAUCAUAUCCAAAGUAAAGAGAUCUAUAUAAAUUGCUUUUAAAACAGAUAAAACGAAGCAUAUUAUUUUGAAUUUUCUCUAUUUCUUCACUAUAGCUGAUGUUAUAUGAUUCCCAUAUGAUUGGAGCAUAUUUCAAUAUAGGGUGAAUGAUUGAAGUGUAAAGACAUUUUAAUGUAAAUGGAUCGUUAAAGUUGGAGCAAUUUCAUUUAACCAUGCCAAUUAAUGAAAGCUUUUUUUUUAUUGCUAAUAUCUGGAGAUUAAAUUAAUGUUUUUAGUCAGAGAUUACUCCAAAAUCAUUAACUUUGAUAGAACAAAAUACAUUUUGGUUAAAGAACUUAUAGUCAUUGGAAAUAAAAUUAUUUUUUUUUUAGAAAAAGUAAUGUAUUGACAUUUAUUAAUAUUAAGGGACAUAUGAUUUCAGAUGCACCAAUUUUGAAAGCUAGUUAAAUCAUGUUGAAGUAGUUAUAUUCGAGCGAAUAGAAGAAUAUUAUAAUGUUUAAUUGAAAAAAUAAUAUCAUUAAUGAAUAAAUUGAAUAAUUACAGGGUGAGGUGGUCUCCUUGUGGGACACCGAAUAUAACUGAAUAUAUUAUAUAUAUUAUAGGUUGUUUACUUUGUUUGUAAAAUGUACACACCUUAGGGACAAUACCCCAUAUCAUCUUUAAAGUUCUAUAACCAUGUUUUAAAUGCUUUAUUUAAUUUAUACUUUAUAUAAGUGCAAAUAAUGUACUUACUUUAAACUUAAUUCUCGGUUAAAUCAAUUCAGGUAAAAAUAAAAUUUAAGUUUUAAUCAUUUGGUAAUUUUUGGCCUUAUGGUAAUAGUAUACACAUUUUUAAUAUUUUGAACUGGAGAAAAAAUUGAUUUCAUAUCAUUGAUUAUUUUGAAAAUGUUAAAUUUCGUCUUAUCUGUUUCCUACUGAAACAUGCUAAUAAUCUUGUACCUAAUCUUAAAUAAUUAAUAAUUAAAGUAAGGCUUACAAAUAUUGUUAUUAAUAAUAAAUAUAAAUGUAAUAAUUAAUAAUAAUAACAUUAAAUUUUAUGUUUAAUUUUAUAUUAUUAUAAAAUUUAUUAAUCUCUAUUAAUGUUUAGAACAUGUCCACAUUGGAAGAAAUAUCAAUUCAAGGUAUUAGGAGUUAUCAUCCACAAGAAAAACAGAUAGUAAAAUUUAAAAAACCACUUACAUUAAUCUUGGGUCAAAAUGGUUGUGGAAAAACAACAAUAAUCGAGUGUCUUAAAUAUAUCACAUGUUCAGAUCAACCAAAGAAUACAAAAAAUGGAGGUUUUGUUUGGGAUCCUAAACUAUCAGAUCAUUCAACUGUAAUACCUAGGUGUAUUCAUAGUUAUUCUAGUAACUUAAAUUUAUUUAAUAUCUUAGGUGAAAGGCAACGUGAAACUAACAUUUCGUGAUACUCGUGAUAUUCAUGUGGUGGUUUCAAAGACUUUAGAAUCUACUCAGAAAUUAAAAACAGUUACUACCAAGUCAAUCGAUCAAACAGUUUCUAGAAAAGUUAGUUUAUCCAAGAUUAAAUAAUUAAUUUCAUUAUUAAUUAUCCAUUUUAAUAUAUAAAUCUAAUAUAGGGUGAAAGUGCUUCACACAAAUGUGCUGAUGUUGAUGAUGUCAUGAGUACUUAUUUAGGAGUUUCAAAAGCAAUUUUGAAAGAUGUGGUUUUUUGUCACCAAGAAGAUUCUGGCUGGUUAUAUUUAAAAGUAUAAUUAAGUAAAACAGAAUUUAAUUUUUAAUCGUUUUUUACAGGCCUUUAGAUGAAGAUAAAAAAGUAAAAGAAAAAUUUGAUUCUAUUUUUGAUGUUGGAAAAUAUGACAAAUGUAUUGAUCAAAUACGUAAAGAGAUAAAAAGGAUUCGUGAUGGUAAGAAAUACCAAUAGAUUAGUCUUCUUUUGUCCAAGUUCAACUAACAAGCAAUAUGCUAAAAUUACAUUAAGCAUUUGAAUUGAAAAAGAAAAUAUUUUUUUUAAUAUUUUUAAAUUAAAAUUUCAACACCUUAAUUUAAAUUCUAAGUAAAAUAAUUAUACUAUGUUUUUAUCUACUGAAACAUUAAAUACAGGUGUGGUAUAUAUCAUUUUUAAACUGAAAAAUAAAUUAAAACCUCUCUAAAAUGUAUUUUAUUACUUAAAUAUUUGAUAAUAAUAUAUUAUAUAUUACUAUUUAAUUUAUAAACAAUUUCCAGGCAAAUUUAAAUAUUUUGAAUCAAUAUAAGUAUUAUUAUUUUCAUCGGUGGCAUUUAUUAAGUAUAUUUUAUGGUUUCUUUUCUUUAAAAUCUUUUCAAUUUAACAUAAAAAAAAAGACCAUUUAAAAUUUAAAAUUGUAUGUAAACUAUAAAGCACUAAUAUUUUACAUAAUUUAUAAUAAAGAGUAACAGAAUAACCUAAACAAUUAUAUUAGUUUUGACAAAAAUAAUAAUUUGUUUUUAAUAUAAACUUUAUUAGUUCUAAAAUAAUUUUAAAAUGUAUUAAUUUUUAUUAAUUGAACAAUGUUUAUUUAAAAUAAAUAUUUAAUAUAUAUAUUUUUAGACAAAAAGAUGGCAAACAAUAAUUUAACUUAUUGUAAAACUUAUCGUGAAGAAGCACGCACCAAAAGAGCUACAUUAGAUGAUAGAAUCUUUAAAUUGGAUGAACUAAAAGAAAAAAUGAAUGAAGUUGAAAAUAAAUUGAAGCCAUUAGAAGAGCGUUACAAUGCAAUACUGUUUAUUGAAGAAAAUUUGUCUUCUUUAAGAGACAAACUAUUAACUUCAGAAGGAAAUCUAAAAUCUAUUAGAUUAGCUCAAAAAGAAUUGAAAUCAGUAAUUAAACUAGAGUUUAUUGGAAAUGACUCAGAACUUGAAGAAGCACUAAAGAAUUUUAAUAAUAAUUUAUUGUAAGUUUCUUGUAAAUCUGUUCUUUCUUGUUACCUUUCCUCUCUACUAUUAGUGUUCAGUCACUUUUGUCCGCAACCAUCACUACAAUAAUCUGUUUCAUACACUAACUAUUUUUGUAUUAAAUUACCCUUAAUUACGUCUCUUUUGUGACCAUUCUUUACCCCAUAUUUAUUGUACAUCUAUAUCACAUAGAUACUUUUUUGUUUUUUCUUAUAACAUAUCAAAUUUAUUAACUUCCAUAUAAUAUUUGAUUAGCACUACAGCUUUCUUGUAUAGCGCUAAAUAUUUAAAUUGAUAUUAAUUAUUAUUGACCAAUUUAUAAUAUUAAUAAUAUUGAAAAAGAAUAUUUUCUUGUUAGUUAUUUUUGUUUUUGGUACAUAUAAUAUUAGAAUUCCAAAACAAACCACAGACUAUUUAUAGGUUUCAACUGAUAUUUCAAGUUUUAAACUGGCUAUUUAAAAUAUUUAUGAAUAAUUGUAAAUUUUUAAAAACAUAAUCAAAUAAUUUAGAAAUUAAUUAUUAAUAUUAUAAAUGAAAACUAAAAAAUAAUCCAUUUAAUUGAACAAAAUAUUUACUUUAUAACUGUAUUGGCUGACUUAAAUAAAUCUAUAUUAUCUAAUAUUAUUAAUCUGAAAUUAAUUAUUUUUACAUUGAUUUACUGUGUUGCAUAUGAAAAUCAAAACAUGUUCAUAUAAAGCAAUUAUUUUCUAUUAAUUUAUUUAAAUUGUAAUAUAAUUAUUGUUUAAAGACAAAAAGAACAAGAAAAAAACCGAUUAAGUCAAGAGAAAAGCAUUGAAGUUAGUAAAGAAAUGGAAAUUCAGGAAAAUAUUAGCAAAGAACAAGUAAAUUUAGGCCGGUAUCAAAAUGAGGAAAAACAAAAUCAAAAUAAUAUACAAAAACAAAAUUCAAGAAUAACGGAAUUGUCACGUCUUAUGGAUAUUAAUUGUGAGUAUUUAAUAAUAUAAUAUUAAUUUAAAAUGGUUUAUUUAUAUUAAUGUUUGUUUCUUCAGUGCCAGAUUUAUUUGAACACAAUCGUAGAGAGGUAAUAACUGAUUUAUCAAAUGAAAUAAAUUCUAAGAAUAAUAAAUUAGAAUCUACAAAAAAAGAACAUAAACAAAUUGAGGAUCAAAUGCAAAUCCAUAUUGAUACAACAAGAGUAGAAAAAGCCAAGUUGGAUCAAGAUAUUAAAAUCAAAGAAAAACAAAUUGUAGAUAAUACUUUUGAAAUUAAAAAACUGAAAGAAGUAGUUGAACAAGUAAUUCAAAUCAUUUUAUAAGUUUUGAAUACUAUGUUCUUAAUAAAUUAUGUAUUAUUUUAAGAUAAAACAAUCAGCACAAAGGUUGGAAAUUCUAAAAAAACUUAAAGAUGAUAAUAACACUAAAUCAAAAACAUUGAAUGAAUCAAUUAAUUUUGAUGAAAUUAAAACUGAAAUAAAUAAAAAAAAACAAGAAAAAAUUGAGUAAAUAUAGUAGUUUUUUUAAAAUGUUGACAGUUAUUCAAGUGGAAUUAUCUAUAAAGUUUAUUUAUCACUCUUACCUGUUUAUAGUAUAAACCUUAAAUUGGAAGUUGUAGAAAAAGAAGUACAAAAACUACAAUUGUUAAGUGUUGAACAAGCAGAACUUGAUACUAUCAAAACAAAUAAAUCUGGAGUUGAAAAUAAACUUAAAAUACUGUAAGAAUAAUAGUAUUUAUUUACUCAAAUUUAAAUAUUAAUUUGAAUAAUUUUAUUUUUUUUUUGUUUUAAGUAAAAACAAAGUGAAUAAUGUAUUAAAUGAUUUACUUGGAUUUAUACCACAAGAAAAACUAAAAUAUGAGUUUACAACUUUUUUGGAUAAAUUGGUGUGUAUUUUUAAAUAUAAUAUUAUUUAUACUUUUAUAAAUCAAAAAAUAAAAUUUAUAUUUUAGUCUAAUGAAAUCAGGACUAAUCGAAAUAGUAUUGAGGAUAAGCAAAAACAAUAUACUAUACUAGAAGCAAAUUUUAAUCACACCAAAGAAAAAUUACGUGUAAAACAAAAAGAUUUAUCUGAUGAUGAAAAUGCCCUGAGUGAUAUGUGCCAAGGUCAAGAGUAUGAAACAUUACUAAAAGAAGUCAACGAAAAAGUAGAAGAAUUACAAGUAAGUAGUUCAAUAAAAUGUCAAAGGCUGUUGUAAAACAUAUAUAAUUGAAUUUUUUAACUUUUUUUGAGAAAUCUAAAUAAAUUUGAAAAUUACCAAGUAAUAGCAACAAUAUCAUAAAUUACUUUGACAAAUAAUAAAUAGUCAAAAUUGUUAUUAUGCGGCCUAUUUUUAACCCAGAAGAAACUAAUAUCAUAAUGAAAAAACAAAUCAUUGAGGUUAAAAUGUAUACAGGUGCUAUUUAUAAAAAGUUGUAAUCUUAAAUGUAAUUAAUAUAAAACUAUAAGUAUACAAAUAAGUUUCAUUAAAAGGAAUUCAAAUUUAAUUGUGUAAUUGCUUAAAAAAUUAAAGUCUUUCAAAUUAUUGUGCACGUAUUCUACUAGUAAAUUAUAAUAACAACUUUUAUAAAAAUCAAACUUAAUUAUAUUUAGGUGCUAAACUUUAUAUUUGAAUCUAUAAAUUAAAAAUAAAACUAAAAUUUUUCUAUAGUUUGUACUAUUAUAAGAAUUAAUUAAGUAGAAACCAUUAGUAUGAUAUUUCAAGUUUUACUAAUAUUUGUCAAUUUUAUGUUAUAAUUAAUAUUUACUGCAAUUAAUAUAUAUAUAUAUAUAUAUAUAACAAUUAUUUUGUAUAGGAUCAAAAAGGUUCCGUGUCAACUUCUGGUCAUCUUUUUAAGCGAUACAUAAAAAAUCUAGAAGCUCAAGAUCCUAGUUGUCCAUUAUGUCAUAGAGGGUUUACUUCAAUUGAUGAAGUGACAGAACUUAUUAAUGACGUAAGAUUAAUUUAUAUAGUCCAAAUGAAACCUCUGUUGUUUUUAUUUAUUAAUAGUAUUAUUAUAAUAAUAUUAUUAUUUAUUAUAGUUGAAUAUAAGAGUACAAAAAAUUCCAAUUGAAUUGGACACCACAAUAACUCAAUUAGAAAUAUAUUUAGAAAAACAAUCAAAACUUCACCAAUUAAAACAUACUUACACUAGAAUAUCAAUUUUGAAUAAUUCAGAAAUACCUAAACUCAAGUAAAAAUAGUGUAAUUUUUCUAAUUCUUUUAUUUUAAAUGACAUUUUUUUAUUUUUUUUUAAGAGCUGAAUUAGAGACUAUUGGUAAUAACUUAAAAAAGUGUCGUGAUGAACUUACAAAAUUAUUAGAUAGUAAUGGAAAGUUAGAAACUAAUGAAACAAAUGCCAAGAAUAUCCAAUCUGAUGUAAUAAUGAUUGAUAGUUAUUAUAAUGAUAUUAGCCGAUACACAAAAGAUGAACAGCGUUUAAUAAAAACAAUUGUUGAAUCUGGUUCUACUAGAAAUCUUCAAGAAGCAAUCAAUGAACAAAAUUCAUUAAGAAGUAUUUUAAAUGAUAUCUGUAAUGUAUUGGAAAAAAAACAGCAUGAGAUAACUGAAUACAAUGAAACAUCAUUUAAAUUACAAGUAAAAAGAAAUAAAAUCAUAAAUGAGGAAUUAACUAUAAAGUGUAAAAUCCAAGAUGAAAAAAGUGCACUUGACAAGUUGAAUGAACUAAAUAUUAUUGAAACAGUGUUGCGCGUAGAAUUAGAUGAAGCUAAAAAUACAGUAGAACCAAUCCAAAAAAAAUUGGAAGAACAUAUUAAAAAAUUGGAGGAAACCAAAAAAUUUCAAAAUGAAAAAAUCACAAAUAAUUUAAAAGAAGUACCAUCUUAAUUCUUGUUCUUGUCAUAAAUUUAUCAAUAUUUAAUUGUAAUAAUUUGCAAAUUAAUUUCAGAUUAUGUUACUAGAAAAAAAAUUUUUAGAAAUAAAUAACUUGCAGACUUCUAUUGAUGAUUAUAAAAAAAAAGGAUGGUCAUUACGUAUCAAUGAAAUAAAUAAUUCAUUGGAAGAUUUAAAAAAGCAAAAAAUUAAAAUUGCCGAAACUCAGAUUAACAUUCAAAGAGAAAUUGAUUCUAUAAAUGAAUAUAAUGCCAAUCAAGAGGUAAGUUAGAAUGUGUAGAAUUUACUUCUUUAUUUUUCAGAUUUAACCUUAGAAAGUUUUUAUGUUUACUUUACCUAAUGUGUGGACUAUAGUUACUGAUAUAAAUGCAUAAUUUUUAUAGUAUUAAACAAUAUAUAUAUUUUUUUUUACAAUUAAUCUAAUAAAUAGAUUAAUUGAACUUUAAUUUAGAUUUGGAAUGUAAGGAGGAAUCUAUUAGUGUAUUUAUGAUGUAUGUUUAUUGAUGUAUUUUUUUUGUGUUGGUGAAAAACUUUUCUAUUAGAAAACUUGUUCUAAAGUAUAGACUUAAGCACCUUUUCCUAAAGUUAAUUUUCUCUAGCUGGUGUAUUGGGUCAUUGUCAAGUCAUUUUUUGAUUUUUCAAAGGGUUAUUGAAGCAUUUAAAAAAAAACCUGAAAGAAAAUUAUUGGUAAAAUGGCAAAUAUUUACGGCGCGCCGUGGCGUUACUGUUUUCAUUACUUUUAUUAUGUUUAUAUAAGGUUUUUUAUCAAAAAUGUUGUUAAAAUCCAAAAAUGACAAGAGAUUCAUUUUGUUCUGUUUUAUCACAUAGCCACUAACAGAGAAAGUGUUUUUUUUAUAUCUAAAGUAUUUUUCAUAAUAAUUGGGAAAAAUCAAUAAAGUUAAAAUAUAUGAUUUUUUCCAAAUUAUGGCACAACGAUUUCAUUAUUUAAAUUUGUACGACUUAUGUUUUCUACCAAAAAUAUUACUCCAAUAGAUAAAUUACAAGAGCCCUUUUUUGUUGCAUUUUUAAUCAAAUUUUCAAGUUUAAAUUUUCUUUGUAGUUUUUUUUAAUAAUUGAGUAAAACUGAAAAAUAUGCAGAAAGAAAACUGGAACAUUUAUACAAAAAUAAUUCUUUAAUUAUUUUAACUUUUUAAUGUAAUUCAGUUUAAAAUAUUUGUAGACUUAAAAUUUCAACAAAAAACUUUUAGUUACUUUUCCUAGAUGUAGUAUAACUUUUAAUUUUGCAAGAUUUUACACAAUCUUUAUUUGGUAGGCACCUCUGUAGAUAAAUGUUUAGACUUAACACACAUUUUUAAAAAUUAAAUAGGAAUUCAUUAUUAGCCGUAAUUAGUAGUUAAAAAAAAAGUAUUGGCUCUUUUUAAUUAUACAUCUUUGUAAUAUAUAUAUAUUUUUACAAAUACAAAAAUAGAUACAAAAAAUAGACUUGGAAAAUAACAAAAAGCUAAGACAGAAAUCAACAGCUGAAAUUGAAUGUUUGUCUGAAAUUCAUGAACUUAAAGAUAAAGUUGGAAAUCUGGAUGUAAACAGUUUGAUUCGCGAAAAAAAAGAUAAUAGAGAAAAAUCGGAGCAUUUAGUUCAAGAAGUAAUUUUUUUAUUUUUAUUCUUUGUUCUAAUGACUUUAAAAAUUAAAGUUUUUUCUUUUUUUAAGAAAAAUAAAGCUUUAGGUAGAAAACUAGAAUUGGAAAAUGUGAUAGAGAUUACAAAAAAAGAACUUGCAGUUAGUCAUUAUAGAAAUGCUGAAAAAAAUUACUUGGAUCAAAAAGUACAGUUAGAGGUUUUACAUUGUGUCGAUAAUGAUUUAAAUAAGUAUAUUAAAGCUCUUGAAUGGGCAUUGAAUCGAUUUCAUUCAGAUCACAUGCAAAGUAUAAAUACUAUUAUAAAAAAUUUAUGGAGAGACAUUUAUACUGGCAAUGACAUUGAUUAUAUUCAAAUAAAAACAUCAGAUGAUAAUAAACCCAUUUCAACAGAUUCAAGUAAUUAAACAUUUUGAAUAAUACACAAACUAAUAGAUUAACUAGUGUUUUAAAAAUGUAUUAUUAUUGUCACUGACUAGGCAAAAGAAGAGUAUUCAACUACAGAAUCGUACAAAUUAAAAAUGAUGUUGAAUUAGACAUGAGAGGUAGAUGCAGUGCAGGGCAAAAGGUAAUAGUAAAUAACUAAUAAAUAAUAUUAUAAUUUUUAAAUAUUGUUUUAUCUAAAUAAGUUUUGAACAUUUUAAGGUAUUGGCAUGUUUAAUUGUAAGAAUGGCGUUAGCAGAAACAUUCAGUAAAAAUUGUGGUAUACUUGCAUUAGAUGAACCUACAACAAAUUUAGAUGAAGCUAAUAUACAAAGUUUAGCUGAAUCUUUAUCUGAGUAUGUUAGAUAUAUAUAUUCAGGUAUUAAUUUGUAUAUUUAUGUUAUUUGUAUUUUUUUUUUUAAGAAUUAUAACACGGCGGAGUUCUCAAAAAUCUUUCCAGUUAAUCAUCAUUACUCAUGAUCCUAGUUUCUUAAGUAAAUUGUCUGCUAGAGACAUGGUUGAUACAUAUUAUGAAGUUCAAAGAAACAACAAGUAAGUAGAUUAUUUAUAUAAAUUUUAAAUAUUUAUAAAUUUAAGAUACAAUUAUUUAUCUACAUGUAAUUUUUUUUUAGUGGCGUUUCAGUUGUGUAUGAAAAAGAUAUGAAAUUAUUACACUAAAAAUAUUAACAUAAAUAUUUAGUUUAAAAAAGUAUGUAUAAUAACAAUAGAUAUUAUACUUUUGUAAUAUGAUAAGUUUUUUUUUAAAAAUAUUUUGUAUAAUGUAAUUUAAAGUAAUUUGGAUGUUUAAAUAUUAUUACUUAAACUUCUAAACAUUUUUUAUAUGGGUUUAAAAUAAAAUCCUUUAAUCUAAAUGGUAUUUGUGUUUUUUAUUGGUAUACACGACUCCUGUAAAACUUAGAAGGGUUUAGGGCCAAGAAGAUCAGAAGAAUAUCUGAUGUCCUUAUCCUGAAAUUUAAUAAUUUGUUAAAUAUUAUAUGAGUCCCAUAAAAAAAUGUAAAGGUUCUCAAAAGUGACUCAAAAACUUUUCUUUAUUUAAUUUAUUUUAUCCUACACUCCAAAAGGAUUAUUUUCUUUUAGUUUGAUUUACAAUAAAACUAAAUUAUUUUUUUCUUUUUUUAGUAUAAAUUAUAUUAUAUUUAUAAAUUCUUUUUUGCUGCAUUUUAAGUCAGUUAUUACUUUAUAUGUACCUAUAUAUGUGUGUUUAUACUUUAAAUUAGUCAGUAUUUAUUUUCAUUGGGUAUAUUUUUUUUUUAAUAUACUUUUAGUUGCACACAUUUUUGAAAACUGAUUUUUAAAGAGCGUUAAAAUAGUAUCAUAACUAGGGUUCGGAUGGUUAGGAAAUUUAUCCAAUUCAAUACCUGGAUAAUCUGAAUACAAAUUUAAUUCAUGUUCUACUGAAUCAAUAAUACUAUUUUUAUUUUGCAUAUUUUAUGGUUUUAUAUUUUAAUUCAUAUUUCGAAAUUUUAAUAAUAUAAAUGCAUAUUUAAAUACAAUUUCAAAUUUUUUUAAAAAUAAUUUCAAUUAAUAGAGAAAUAUAAAGCAUACAAUUUGAACAAACUAAAAACACUAUUGUAUCACACUCUAAUGCUUUUAUUAUAAAUGAUUAUGUAAUAUUAAAAAAUUAAUAAAUAAAAAUAACCACUAAAAAGUUACUAAUAAAAAUUAAAUAUUUAAGGUAAAAUAAAUUUUUUACAUAUUUUGGUGUUUUUAUUAAUCAAAAAUUUAUAUUUUAUAUUUUUUAGUGAAUGUUUUGAUUGCAUAUUUGGCAAUUUUUUUGCACAUACAUGUUACAAUUAUUUUAAGUGCAUAAACAUCCGAACCUUAAUCAUAACAAUUAAGUACCAAUCAGGCAGUUAUUGCAAGUUAGUGAUUUAUUUACAAUAUUCUAUGAGCGAGAAUCAUAAAUGUUAAUAAUACUGUAUUUUUUUAUUAUUGAUUUCUGUGAAUAAAAAUACAAAACAGAAUAAGUUAGUUAGAACUUAUUAGUUAGAAUAAUGUAUGCAGCUGACAAAUUCUUAUUUCAAAACAUUAAAAUAUCUAAAUUAAUUCCUACUUACACUGAGUUCAAUUCAUUACACAACAUAAGUAAGUUAACACAAGUUUAGUUAAUUAAUAUAAU
Molecule: messenger RNA, 12421 nt
Organism: Cinara cedri
Lineage: Eukaryota; Metazoa; Arthropoda; Insecta; Hemiptera; Aphididae
Source: the annotation of a GenBank genome assembly